CCGUCCCAGCCCGAAAGGGGAAGUGGCUGCGCUCCCCGCCCGCCGCGGGAAAGGCGCGGGGCCGGCGCGUCCCGUCCCAUCCCAUCCCAUCCCGGUCCGGGCAGAGCCGCGCCCGCGGAGCAGCGGGGGCCGGGCCAUGGCGCUCCCGGGGAUGCUGCUGCUGCUGCUGCUGCUGCUGCUGGGCGCCGCGCUGGCCCCGGCCAGCGCCUUCAACCUGGACGUGGAGCGCCCGGCCGUCUACUCGGGCCCGGCGGGCAGCUACUUCGGCUUCGCCGUGGACUUCUUCGCUCCCGACCCGUUCUCGACGUUUCUCCUGGUGGGAGCUCCAAAAGCAAACACUACCCAGCACAACAUCGUGGAGGGAGGGCAGGUGCUCAAAUGUAACUGGAACUCCAACAGGAACUGCCAGCCCAUCAUUUUUGAUGCCACAGGCAACAGAGACUUUGCUCCUGAUGAUCCKCUGGAAUUUAAGUCUCAUCAGUGGUUUGGAGCCUCAGUGAGAUCCCAAAAUGAUAAAAUUCUGGCCUGUGCCCCAUUGUACCACUGGAGAACUGAAACCAAACAGGAGAGAGAGCCUGUGGGAACAUGUUACCUGCUGGCUGGGUCCAAAUUUGUGGAAUAUGCUCCCUGCAGGUCAACAACUAUCGAUGCAGAUGGACAGGGAUUUUGUCAAGGUGGAUUUAGCAUCGACUUUACAAAGGGAGACAGGGUGCUGCUUGGAGGACCUGGAAGCUUUUACUGGCAAGGGCAGCUGAUUUCUGACCGAGUGACGGAGAUCGUGGCCAAAUAUGACUCCAAAGUCUACAGCACCAAGUAUGAGGACCAGCUAGCCACCAGACCUGCCAGUGCUGCUUUUGAUGACAGCUACCUGGGUUAUUCAGUGGCUGUUGGGGACUUCAAUGGCGAUGGCAUCGAAGACUUUGUGUCAGGAGUCCCACGAGCAGCCAGAACCCUGGGCAUGGUGUCCAUUUACAACGGGAAAAACAUGUCCUCCAUGUACAACUUCACUGGAGAGCAGAUGGCUGCCUAUUUUGGGUAUUCGGUGGCUGCCACAGAUAUUGAUGGGGACAAUUUCACAGAUCUGUUCAUUGGAGCCCCUCUGUUUAUGGAGAGGAGCUCGGAUGGGAAGCUGCAGGAGGUUGGCCAAGUGUCCAUCUGCCUCCAGCGCCACUCAGGAGGGUUCCAGACAGCAAAGCUGAACGGCUUCGAGAUCUUCGCCAGGUUUGGCAGCUCCAUCGCACCCCUGGGGGACCUGGACCAGGAUGGCUUCAAUGAUAUCGCAGUUGCUGCACCAUACGGUGGAGAGGACAAGAGAGGGCUCGUGUACAUCUACAAUGGGAGAGCCAGUGGUUUGAACUCUGUCCCAUCCCAGGUCCUGGAAGGGCAGUGGGCAGCUCGCUCCAUGCCCCCCAGCUUUGGCUACUCACUGAAAGGAGCCACAGAUGUGGACAAGAAUGGAUACCCAGACCUGAUUGUUGGAGCCUUUGGUGUGGACACAGCGGUGCUGUACAGGGCUAGACCAGUUAUUAGAGUAAAUGCUGCCCUGGAAGUUAAUCCAACCAUCCUAAACCCAGAAAACAAAGCCUGUUCACUGGGAGAUGUCAAAGUUUCUUGCUUCAAAGUAAAGUUCUGCUUGAAAGCCGACGGCAAAGGAAAGCUCCCRAACUCACUCAAUUUCCAGGUGGAGCUGCUGCUGGAUAAACUGAAGCAGAAGGGAGCAAUAAGGAGAGCUCUGUUCCUGCACAGCAGACAGCCCAGCCACUCCAAGAACAUGACAAUCACCAAGGGGGGCAAAAUGAACUGCGAGGAGCUCGAUGCCUUCUUGAGGGAUGAAUCUGAAUUUAGAGACAAGCUAACUCCCAUUACAAUUUUCAUGGAAUACCGUCUGGAUUACAGAACGGCUGCAGAUGCAACAGGACUGCACCCCAUCCUCAACCAGUUCACUCCUGCCAAUAUGAGCAGACAGGCCCAUAUUCUGCUGGAUUGUGGGGAUGAUAAUAUCUGCAAACCAAAGCUGGAGGUGUCAGUAGAAAGUGAUCAGAAGCAGAUCUACAUUGGUGAUGACAAUCCCCUGACCCUCAUUGUCAGCGCUCAGAACCAGGGGGAGGGAGCCUACGAAGCAGAACUCUUUGUGGUUGUUCCACCCCAAGCAGAUUUCAUCGGGGUUGUUCGCAACAACGAGGCUUUAGCCAGACURUCGUGUGCUUUUAAAACAGAGAAUCAGACUCGCAUGGUGGUUUGUGACCUGGGAAAUCCCAUGAAAGCAGGGACUAAGCUCUUGGCUGGCCUGCGUUUCAGCGUGCACCAGCAGUCUGAGAUGGACACYUCUGUCAAGUUUGACUUGCAAAUCCGAAGUUCCAACCUGUAUGACAAUACGAGCCCAGUAGCAUAUUAUCAGGCUGACCUUGCUAUUUUAGCAGCUGUUGAAAUCAGAGGGGUGUCAUCCCCUGAUCACAUWUUCCUUCCUAUUGCAAACUGGCAGCCCAAGGAGCAUCCCGAAACAGAAGAUGAUAUUGGGCCUCUGGUUCAGCAUAUCUAUGAGCUGAGGAACAAUGGCCCGAGUGCAUUCAGCAAGGUGAUGAUGACUCUGCAGUGGCCUUACAAAUACAAAAACAACACCCUGCUGUACAUCGUUCAGUAUGAGAUUGAUGGGCCCAUGAACUGCACCUCUGACAUGGAAAUCAACCCUCUGAAAAUUAAGAUUUCUGCUUCCAAGGAUGAUGACAGGAAUGAGACUCUUGGCAGGGAGGAUCACCGUGGCCACCGCGUCAGCCGGAGGGAUUUGGCAGCCGUGGAGGGGGACGUGCAGACCUUGGGCUGUGGAACUGCUGACUGUUUAAAGAUUGUCUGUCAAGUUGGCCACCUGGAAAGGGGAAAGAGUGCAAUAUUGUAUUUAAAAUCACGCCUUUGGACCCAAACUUUCAUGAAUAAAGAAAACCAGAACCAUUCCUACUCCCUGAAAUCAUCUGCUUCUUUCAGUGUUAUUGAGUUCCCUUACAAGAACCUUUCCUUUGAAGAUAUUCACAAUUCCACAGUAGUUACUACAAAUAUUACCUGGGGCAUUCAGCCACAGCCCAUGCCAGUGCCAGUGUGGGUUAUAAUUCUCGCUGUGCUCGCAGGGUUACUGCUCCUGGCUCUGCUGGUGUUUGUCAUGUACAGGAUGGGCUUUUUCAAGCGUGUGAGGCCACCUCAGGAAGAGCAGGAACGAGAGCAGCUGCAACCACACGAGAACGGGGAAGGGACAUCAGAAGCUUAAGCAGAGUUUURUCUGUCAGACACUCUGAAAUGCACACUUGCCUACAUCUUGGWUACAAACAUUGGCUUCCCCCUCAGUGCACAAACACUCCUGAGCAGAGUGCAGAGCUGCUGGUCUGUGCAAAGCAAGGGCAACACUGAAAUCCUUCUCUCUGCGYUAACACUGUUGAUACCCGCGACCAACGUGACAAACUGGAGCCAGAUUGUGGGAUUUUGCUGACUGGGAUCCAGGGAACAUCAUCUUUGCCAGUUCAGGUACUGAUUCUCCACGAUUCACCACGCAGAUCCUGCAUUUGCUCUUGGAGCCAGCAGUUUCCAGAGGUGCUUGUUGGAUUACACCUUUCCUUUCGGUUGGUUUUUGUUGGAGUACACUACAUUUCACCGCCUAGCUCUUGAAAGUCAGUUGCACAAAAAAAAAAUGAAUGUAGCUUGUUUUACAAUACUGAAGAAUGUUCUUUGACCCAUUAUCUCUGAUGMUGAAUUUUUUCUCCUGCUCAAGAAAUAGGAAUUGUUCAGUGGGGUCAUUCCCAUCUGACAACGCUCUGCACGCCCAUUCCCCUGCCUGCUCUGUCACCUGUCUUGUGGUUUCCCUCUAGGCAUUACCAAUUCUGUUCUGGGUCUCACCCCGCAGGGAUUGAGCCUUCAAACACAAAGUGAGUGGUAGAAAUUUGGGGCUGAUGUACUUUUUGUGGGACUUAGGGAGAUGGUUCAGGGUGAGAUCCCGAGACUCUGUAUUGCCACAGAGUGGGAUCCAGGUGUUCCACAGAAUUCUUGGCAGCAUUUGUGUGCCAGGGACAACAUGAGCUGUGGCUGCCAACAGACAUUUCUGAGAAAACCCUUGAUGUCCACAAGUCAAACCUCCACAGGGUUUGAAACGAAGGCUGUACUUUAUUUGGAUUUUAUUUCCAUUUCUGGCAAAACACUGAAGGGAGCACUCCGUGGCAGUUUUCCUGGGGUUCUGUAGCUGUCAAUGCUCGUAUUUUCUGGUUGCCCAUGCCCAGGUGCAGGAUGCAGUGACACAGAGGCUGUUUAAACUGGGCUGUCUGCCAGCCACAUCCAUGGAUCUGCAUUGCUUCAGCCACACUCACACCUCCCUCACCUCCUGCCCUCCGAGAACAGUGAGGCAAAAGAAGCAGAGAGGAGCUGGCAMUGCAAAAGGGUUUGAAAAGUAAAGGCUGAUUUGUUUGGCUUCCCUCAUUCAUUGUUUCAUUGKCUUGUUUAGUUUGAUUCAUUCAUUGCUUCAGUCACUGCAUGUUUCGUUGCACGAGACAUUUCAUUGCACAAGACAUUUCAUUACGUUCAAUACAUUUCGUUACCAGAAAAGACACUAAGUAUUUUCUGUCAUUGUUGUCAGGGGUUUAAAGGCAUGGRUUUACACCAGUCUUAGCUUAUUUCCCUCACCAAUGGUAUAGUAAAAUGAAGCUUCUUCCACGUAUUAAAGAGCACAGGAGCAUUGUCUACAUGUUUCAGUAGAGAAGGAGCUGUGGAUCCGGAGGAUGUUCAGCUUGCAGCCRCAGGUGACUGCGUGCACAGAUCCCACAGUUCUUAAACUGUGACUGAGGUUCCUUCUGUGAGAUGUGAUUAUUCUCUUUUCCAAAAAGGGAAUAAAUUUCGUUAUAAACUCCCUCUGUGCAGCCAGGUACACAAAGGAAGACUUCCACUGUACUUACACCAAUGAGAUUUCUAUGCAGACAAGCUCUGGUUUGGUUUUGUAYCUUGGGGUUUUUGCUCAUAGCUGCRUCUCCCCCAUAAUACAGCAGUCCCCACAAAACCCAGAAUUUUCUGAGAUGAGCAGAACUCUUAUUUCUGCACCUUUUCAGAGAUUUGAAAUCCACCAUUGGCUGUUGUCAAGUCCAUUGUUACUCACUGAUCCAUGAUGGCAUUYCCAGUCCCUAAGGGAGACAGCACAGAGUCUGGGGGUGCAUUCACCAGAUAGGUUUACAUAUUUAUCCAUUUACAUGGGGAUGGCUUGGACAGCUUGCUUAGACAAAAUUAGUUUACAUGAAAGGGAGAGGGCAUAAUUCUGCUUCCAUAAUGUUCCUGGUCUUCAGUGUGGCCGAUGUUUCAUUUUUAUCUUUUAAUUUUGUUGCUGGCACUGUGGUAGAGAAAUGGGAAUCAGGCAUGGAUGGUGGCCUCAAAAUGUGACUUUGAGAGGACAGCACUUCAGUUACUCACACGGGCUUGUGGCUCACACACUCUGUCAGCUGAUUAUCUAUGUGCAAGGAGAUUGGUUUUACCCAGCCUUAACCUUGGUAGGGUAAGAAGUUUAAGAGACUGUCAGACAGAUAAUAGCUCUAAUUCUUACAUGUGUGCUUUCCUUACAUGUACACACCAUGGUGACUUGAAAUUUAUUAGACUACUUGCAUGUGUAGGCGUUGUUAGGAGAUGAAAUAGAGUAUUUAAAAAAAAAUAAAAAAAAUAUGGUCAGGAUCCCUCCUACUCACAUGGAUGGGAUACCACAGCAUUGCUAAUGUCAGUGCUGGCUGCAUCUGWAUUUUACUGUGGCAACUGGAAGCUCUCAUUUUGCUAAUUUUCAGGAUAAGAAGGUACAUUUUAUUGGUACAACUACUGUAGCUAUGGAAAGUAUCUUCCGUUUUCGAAGUGGCAUAAAUUAGGACUUAUUUAAGUGAUUUGGAUUUCUUGCAUUCUGCUGGAGAACAAAAUCAAGURUUUGCUUCUCCCACAUCCACUAACUUGUAGUUUGGUUGAAAAGACCACAGUAGCAUGUGCAAAUGGAGCAUACAGGUUACUCAGUGAGCAUAGAUGUAACUCCUCAAAUUCAGUGACACUUAUGUUUCAGGGAGGUUCCAAACUGGAAAUUUUCCUGAAUGGGGGUGCAGGAAACUUCUGAUAGCAUGUUCUAUAUUCAGCAAUAAGAUUCCAGGCUAUGUAUGUACUUGUGUCAGGUUGAAUUUCAUAUGAAAUGACUUACAGGCAUUAAUGUAUUCUUACAGCAAAUACUGUAGAAUGAUGUUAAAGCUUUUAAAGAAAUUUUAAAAGCUGCAUUUUGGAAUGAAAUUARUGCCUUCGAGUCAAAAUUGAUGUGCAUAAGAUGCACACUGGAAGCAUUUUAAAAAUACAAGCAUAGUAACAGAGAACUAGUCUUCUUUUGAGAGYUAUGUUUCAGGAGCUUAUUUUUAAUGAAUAUAAAACCAACGGUUGUGUAAUUAUUUAGGCAAUGAAAACAUUUUAAAAGAGCUAUAUAUUUUAUAAUGAAAUAUGAAAUUACCUAAGUACUCUGGUUUGCAAUUACUGCAGCAUCUCAUGAUCAAUAUGUAAAAGUGAUUUAUAUUAAAAAAUGCAUAUUAUCUAUUACUAUAUUUGAAAAUAUUAGAAAAUGUAAACUGAGGAACCUAAUUUAUAGGUUUACAUUUCUUUCAAGAAACCAUGAAAUUGUGGAAAUAGCUUUUGUAUAAACAUGAUUGUAAAGUCAAAUAUGGGCUAUAUUUGUGAACAUAAUUUGAAAUCUUUAAGGAAAUAUUUGCCAACAAUGUUUGCCUAGUAUCAGGUUUUUUCCUGUUUUAAAUUUUGAUUUACACAUUGAUCGUUACUUCACAUAACGCUUGUGGAAACUUUAGGAAUUUUACUACACGUGCUCUUUCUUUAUAAAACAUUCAUUACAAGCAAAGGUUUUAAAUACUUUGUUGUCUCUAAGCUUGUGUCCAUGCUUAAAUAGUCUUAAAGGGUAUUUUGAAAAUACUUCAGCAGCUCUGAUCAGCGUGCUGUUGGUGAUUUGAAGGAAUCAUGCUGCACUUAGAUGUUGRUAGCAUUUGUGUUUGCUGUUGGUUACCCUGGCAGAGCCCAGCAGUACUUUCUCCUGUGUCCCAAACAGCCACAGAGCAGCAUUUACCCUGGAGAAAAUCGAGGCAGUUUUUGUCUUUGGUCCAGGCUAACGUGACCCUUUGAAUAUGAUUCUUUGUGUUUGAUGCUGCUGGCUGCUAAUGAGGGGAAAAAAACAAAACAAAAAAAAAGAAGAGUGAAAGAAAAAUGGAAAUGCAGAAAAAAAAAGGCAGUGGCAGAGCCCAGAUGAGCCUUAGAGCAAAGAGAUGAUUUUUUUUUGUUUGUGAGAUGAGCAGAGCUGUCGGUGCCCUGUUGGGGUCUCAACUCGGUGCUAGUGAAUCUUCAGCCCCGAGUGCAAUGAAAGCUGGUGUGCUCUGGUUCCCUGCCCAUUUCUGCCAGCCCAGGGAGGGAUGUGCUGUUUGCUGAGCUGGUCCCUGUUUGUGAGGACACGA
Malurus melanocephalus (red-backed fairy wren) is the source of this 7487-nucleotide messenger RNA. RefSeq names its product integrin subunit alpha V (gene ITGAV). The transcript is spliced from 30 exons. The coding region runs from base 137 to 3256 and encodes 1039 amino acids. Gene Ontology annotation, cellular component: integrin complex; external side of plasma membrane. Gene Ontology annotation, molecular function: integrin binding. NCBI's taxonomy places the organism in Eukaryota, Metazoa, Chordata, Aves, Passeriformes, Maluridae. Gene Ontology annotation, biological process: cell-matrix adhesion; cell adhesion mediated by integrin; angiogenesis. The record is from RefSeq and is a predicted model, not a curated record.